GCCUCGCAAAAAUCUAUCUUCUUCAGACAUUUUCUCCCUCAUUCAAACCACUUAACGUCUCUAAAACUGUAAGUAAGCUUUUUACUUUCAUUUUCUCUUUAUUUAUAUUUGCUUUAAGUUGUAUCUAUAUCUAUAUCCUCUGUUAAUUCUUUUUUUCAAGAUUAACAGAUCUGUAUAUAUAUUAUAUACACAAUAUAUAUAGAUACAUUCUUCUCAAUCCAUAGGUGGUAUACAUACACACACACACAUAUAUAUAUAUAAUAAAUAAUUUGAAUUUCAUCAAAGAAUGAAUACCAGCAGUUGUAUUGGUAUCAGCACGAUGAAGCCUUGUUGUAGAAUCUUGAUUGGUUGUAGAAAUUCAUCCAUGUUCGGGUUUCCAUUUCCCAAAUGUUAUCAUUCCGUUGUUGAUAAUUGGUCGAAAUCUCCGUCUAAAUUAAACAAUAAUCGUCAAUUUCACUGUUGUAACAAUAGAAUUUUAGGGUUUAGGCGUGUGAUUGGUCCGGAUCGGGCAGCUUUUUGUGGUUCCGAUUCAAAUUGGGGUCAGUCUAUUGUUUUUACUAGUUGUAGUGCUAAUAAACGUAGGUCUGUUUUAGUUAAUGUGGCGUCGGAUUUUCGGAAUCAUUCGACGUCCGUUGAAGCUCAUAUUAAUGAGAAGGGCUUCGAGAGGAUUUACGUUCAAGGCGGGUUGAAUGUGAAGCCUCUGGUGAUUGAGAGGAUAGAGAGAGGUCCUGAUGUAGGGAAAGAAGAAGAAGAAGAAGAAGAAAAAAAGCCCAGGUUAGAAAAUAAUGGUUCAAAUGUUAAUAUAGAUACUUUAAAGGGUUUGAAUGGGGUCAAGGUUUUGACCUGUGAGAGAGAGGUGUCUGAAAUUGAAAAAGAGGCGUGGAAGUUGCUUCGAGAUUCAGUUGUGAAUUAUUGUGGAAAUCCAGUGGGCACCCUUGCAGCUAAAGAUCCAGCUGAUACGCAACCAUUAAACUAUGAUCAGGUUUUCAUUCGUGACUUUAUCCCGUCAGCACUCGCAUUCUUACUCAAUGGAGAAGGGGAGAUUGUCAAGAAUUUUCUGCUUCACACAUUGCAGUUACAGAGUUGGGAGAAGACUGUGGACUGCUACAGCCCUGGGCAAGGGUUGAUGCCGGCAAGUUUUAAAGUUAGAACUGUGCCUCUUGAUGGAAGUGAUGAAGCGUCCGAGGAAGUUUUGGACCCAGAUUUUGGUGAAUCAGCCAUCGGGCGUGUUGCACCUGUUGAUUCUGGGUUGUGGUGGAUCAUUUUGUUGAGAGCUUAUGGAAAGAUCACGGGUGACUAUGGACUGCAACAGAGGGUGGAUGUGCAAACAGGCAUAAGUUUGGUUCUCAAAUUGUGUUUGACUGAUGGGUUUGACAUGUUUCCUACACUGUUAGUGACUGAUGGUUCCUGUAUGAUUGAUAGACGGAUGGGUAUCCAUGGCCACCCUCUUGAAAUCCAAGCUUUGUUCUACUCGGCUCUACGUUGCUCCCGUGAGAUGCUCAUUGUCAAUGAUGGAACCAAGAAUUUAGUGGCAGCCAUCAAUAACCGACUUAGUGCACUCUCAUUUCAUAUCAGGGAGUACUAUUGGGUAGACAUGAAGAAAAUCAAUGAGAUAUAUCGCUACAAAACAGAGGAAUACUCCACAGAUGCCAUCAACAAGUUUAACAUCUACCCAGAUCAAAUUCCUUCUUGGCUAGUGGACUGGAUUCCUGAGGAAGGUGGUUAUCUCAUGGGAAAUCUACAACCCGCACACAUGGACUUUAGGUUUUUCACUUUAGGAAAUCUUUGGGCCAUUAUAUCUUCACUGGGUACUACCAAACAGAAUGAGGGAAUUUUAAAUUUGAUUGAAGCAAAAUGGGAUGAUUUUGUGGCUCAGAUGCCUCUUAAGAUAUGUUACCCUGCUUUGGAGUAUGAAGAAUGGCGUAUAAUCACCGGCAGUGACCCGAAGAAUACCCCAUGGUCAUAUCAUAAUGGAGGAUCCUGGCCAACUUUGCUUUGGCAGUUCACAUUAGCCUGCAUUAAGUUGAAGAGGCCAGAACUAGCAAGAAAGGCCAUCGCAUUGGCCGAGAAGAGGCUUUCAGUGGAUCAGUGGCCUGAAUAUUAUGACACGCGAAAUGGAAGAUUUAUAGGGAAGCAAUCUCGACUGUAUCAAACAUGGACAAUUGCAGGGUUCCUGACCUCAAAGAUGCUGCUGGAAAACCCGGAGAUGGCAUCCUUCUUGUUCUGGGAAGAGGAUUACGAGCUCCUUGAAAUUUGUGUCUGUGCGCUUAGCAAAACCGGUCGGAAGAAAUGCUCACGUGGUUCUGCCAAGUCACAUAUUCUGUAGUGUUUACUAGCAUAACAAUCAGGUAAAAACAUUAGAAAAAAAGAAUAACAUUUUCAGCCUGACACGAGCUGACUUAUUUUUAUACAAAUAACGAACAUGGUACUUUCCAAAUUCUACACUGAUGACCUAAUUGUCACCCCCGACAUAGUGCUGUGUAUUUUCUAACAGCCUACAUCAGUGUUAAAUUACUUGAUAUUUGUUAAGGUAGUCACCUGAUUUUUGUAUUCAGAGGACAGAUGUUUUGAAGAACCUCUAAUCUAUGUUAUUGGUUUCUGACUGAACAGUCGCAUGUAUGUUUAUAACUUAUAAGAAUCAUAACAAAAUUGUACUUAUUCAGACAUUUAUAUGAAUUGGUGUAAAUGUGUCGAAUUUUUCAAAAUUCUAUGUUGCUUUGAGUUUUUCCUGA
Molecule: messenger RNA, 2732 nt
Organism: Cornus florida
Lineage: Eukaryota; Viridiplantae; Streptophyta; Magnoliopsida; Cornales; Cornaceae
Product: alkaline/neutral invertase A, mitochondrial-like
Exons: 6
Coding region: 287-2326 (679 amino acids)
Biological process (GO): sucrose catabolic process
Cellular component (GO): mitochondrion
Molecular function (GO): sucrose alpha-glucosidase activity; endo-alpha-N-acetylgalactosaminidase activity
Source: RefSeq, a predicted model, not a curated record